AUGAAUUGGAACUCAUCACAUUCACCAGCUGUUUCAGACUUAACAAAAUCUGCAGAAUUUACCCUAACAGACGACUCUAAAGAUGAUUAUCAGUAUGAAGAGGUUCCAGAAGAUGAUGAAUUUAGUCUUCAGGAAGAUGAUGAGGAUCUGACGAAGGCUUUGCAGACUAUUCAAGAGCAGGCUGAAGAUGCCCAAAUUUUAGCUUUGCAAUCAGUUCUGACUUCUGAGAAAUCAGUGUCUGAAACACCUGAAACGAUGGAUGACUUCUUCUGCAAUUUCCUGGUCAGAUUGGGAAUGUCCAGAACCCUUGACUGCUUCCAAACUGAAUGGUAUGAAUUCAUAGAGAGAGGUGUGUUCACAGUCAAAGAUGCUGGAUUGGUUCCCGCUGCGUACACCUGCAACCAGCAACUUGAAGCUGAGAAUAUGCGUUUGAGGAAAGAUUUGGAAAACUAUAAACUUGCUGCAAACAAAGCAAAAGAGGCUUUCCUAAAAAUGCAGAAAGAACGUAAUUUCCAUCGAAUGCAUCAUAAGCGAGUGAUCCAGGAGAAAAACAGGCUUAUUUGUGACAUUAAAAGGCUGAAAGCACAUUAUGCAUCGUAUGAACCAGUGCUGAAGCAGUUGACUGAAAAAUACCAGACUACACUGAGACAGAAGAUGUUAACUAGUUUGGAGAGAGACAAAGCAGUUGGGCAGGUUACAGGUUUGCAAGACACAUUACAAAAUUUAGAGUCUGGACGUGCUGUUCGGAUUCCUGCAACAAAAGCAGGCCACGAAUGUCAGAGGAAGAAAGGGUUGGAAGGUCCCACUCAGAAAGCUCUUCAGGCAGCCAGGCAGCAAAGACUCCUUGAUGCUGAAAGCUCUUCAUAUGAUCCAGUCAAAGAUGCAAAGAAGAUAGGCAAGAGAUAUCCGAAGGACUCAGAGUUCCCUGUUGAUCAUCAAAUGAACCAGUACUUUGGCCAUGCUAAAGAAAAUCCUCAACCCCUGAAACCUGGAGAGUCUAAACCGAGCAACAUUUUAAAAGUGCGUGACUUCGCAGUGAGCUGCUUGGCUUUACAUCCGAAAAAAGACAUUGUAGUCACUGGCAGCGAUGACCGCCUCUGGAAAAUGUGGGCUUUACCUGAUGGGAACAUCACUGUGACAGGUGAAGGUCACACUGAUUGGCUUUCGGGCUGCUGCUUCCGUCCAAGUGAAACCCAACUGGUCACUUCAAGUGGGGAUACACCGGUUGGACAUGGCCAUGCUGCAUGGAUCUGCUCAUGGCAUUCAGGUGGUGAUUUCGUGGCUUCUGCUUCCAAGGAUGGCACAAGUAAAAUAUGGGAUCUUAACAGUAAAAAGAUAAGAAUCACAACAUGUGGCCAUAUAGAUUCAGUUAAUAGCAUUGAGUUUCUUCCGUUGUCCAGCACUGUCCUCAUUAGCUCUGCUGACAAGACUUUAUAUCUCUGGGAUGCUAGAAUGGGUCUCCAUGUUUGCGCAUUCUCUGGCCACCUGCAUCCCUGUAAUCACGCUACAUUCAACAUGAAGGGUGAUACCAUUGCUUCCUGCGGCUCCUCCGGCGCGAUGAAGCUCUGGGACAUUUGGAAGUCGCUCCCCAUUUUAUCUGUAGAUGCAGGCCCACAUUCUGCCAACCAGAUCAUCUUUGAUCGCUCUGAACUUCAUUGUGUUGACAGGAUUGCUUACUAUGCACAAAGAAUUGAAGUAAUCAGUUAUUUUUCAUCAUCAACCGUGUAUUACCAUGUCAGCAAUAUUGUGAGGGAAUGUGCGUUUUCAGUUGAAGAGGGGCCGUUGUAA
Molecule: messenger RNA, 1788 nt
Organism: Calidris pugnax (ruff)
Lineage: Eukaryota; Metazoa; Chordata; Aves; Charadriiformes; Scolopacidae
Gene: SPAG16
Product: sperm associated antigen 16
Biological process (GO): axoneme assembly
Cellular component (GO): axonemal central apparatus
Molecular function (GO): protein binding
Source: RefSeq, a predicted model, not a curated record